UUCCCAGGGUCCGGGACCAAGAGGAGGAGGAGGAGGAGGAGGAGGCGCCAAAGCCGCCUUGGCGAAGCCUGGCUCUCUUGCGCCGCGCAGCCUGGGGCCCUCCAUGGAGCUAUAGGGCGGGCGGUCGACGGGCGGACGGAGCCCCAUCAGCCGAAGGAGCCCAGGGGAGAGCCACCCGGGCGGGGCUCUUGUGGGCAUGGGCCGGGCGGGGGCCCCUUGGCUGGGCCUGGCGCUGCUGCUGGGCGUCUGCGCGCGGGUGGCCCUCGCGGCAGGUGUACAAUGCUUGGAUGGUGAGAAACCCUGUGAAAACGGUGGGAGUUGUGUUGUCUACUCCAACGGGAUUGCUGCCUGCAUAUGCCAGGCUGGGCUGAUUGGAGAACACUGCCAGUUUCAAGACCCUUGCCACCAAUCUCCUUGUGCCAAUGGAGGCUCAUGUGAGAGCACCCUGCGUGAUGGCACUGUCCACUAUCAGUGCACCUGUCUUAAGGGCUUCAGAGGUCAAGACUGUUCCCUGUUUGAUGCUUGUUCCAGCAGCCCUUGUCUUAAUGGUGGCCGCUGCACCAACUGGAAUGGCCGCUACAACUGUACAUGCCCAUCAGGCUAUCAAGGCCGCAACUGCCGGGGCGAUGUGGAUGAAUGCCGGGUGCUUGGUCUUUGCCAGCAUGGUGGUACCUGCCUCAAUACACCUGGUUCUUUCCGCUGCCAGUGCCAAGCUGGCUACACAGGACAGCACUGUGAGAGCAUUUCCACACCUUGUGCCCCCUCUCAGUGUCUCAACGGAGGCACUUGUCGCCAGACAGGAGAACUCAGCUAUGAGUGUGCUUGCCUACCUGGCUUCGAGGGACACAACUGUGAGAUUAAUAUAGAUGACUGUCCAGAGCACAUGUGCAUGAAUGGAGGCACUUGCGUAGAUGGCGUCAACACCUACAAUUGCCAAUGCCCUCCUGAGUGGACAGGUCAGUUUUGCACUGAGGAUGUGGAUGAAUGCCAGCUGCAACCCAAUGCCUGCCACAAUGGGGGCACUUGCUUCAACACCAAUGGGGGGCAUACAUGCGUCUGUGUUAAUGGCUGGACUGGGGAGAGCUGCAGUGAGAAUAUUGAUGACUGCCAGACUGCUGUCUGCUUCCAUGGUGCUACCUGUCAUGACCGCGUGGCUUCCUUCUAUUGCGCAUGCCCUAUGGGAAAGACAGGACUCCUCUGUCACUUGGAUGAUGCCUGUGUCAGUAACCCUUGCCAUGAGGAUGCCAUUUGUGAUACCAAUCCCAUGAAUGGCCGUGCCAUCUGUACCUGCCCUCCUGGCUUUACUGGAGGGGCCUGUGAUCAGGAUGUGGAUGAAUGUUCCAUUGGAGCCAAUCCAUGCGAACACUUUGGGAAAUGUGUCAAUACUCAAGGCUCUUUCCAGUGCCAGUGUGGACGUGGAUACACAGGUCCACGCUGUGAGACAGACAUCAAUGAAUGCUUAUCCAUGCCUUGCCAGAAUGAUGCUACCUGCCUUGACCGCAUUGGCGAGUUUACCUGCAUCUGCAUGUCAGGUUUCAGUGGUACUUACUGUGAGAUCAACAUCAAUGAGUGUGAGAGUAAUCCCUGUGUCAACGGUGGUGUCUGCAAGGAUAUUGUCAAUGGAUUCAGCUGUACAUGUCCCUCAGGCUUCUCAGGCUCCAUGUGUCAGAUUGACAUUGAUGAGUGUGCCAGCACCCCCUGCCAGAAUGGUGCCAAGUGUGUGGACCGCCCCAAUGCCUAUGAGUGCCGCUGUACAGAAGGUUUUGAGGGGACUCUGUGUGAGAAGAACAUUGAUGACUGUUUACCAGAUCCAUGCCAUCAUGGUGAUUGUGUGGAUGGCAUUGCUAGCUUCACUUGCACUUGUGUCGCUGGCUAUACUGGAUACCGUUGUGAGAACCAGAUCAAUGAGUGCCACAGCAAUCCCUGCCAGCAUGGUGGCAAGUGCAUUGACCUGGUCAACAAGUACCUGUGCCACUGCCAACCAGGAACCUCAGGUGCCAACUGUGAGAUAAACUUUGAUGACUGUGCCAGCAACCCCUGUGAUUAUGGCAUCUGCCGAGAUGGCAUCAAUCGUUAUGACUGCAUCUGCAAACCUGGCUUUACAGGUCCUCUGUGCAAUGUAGAGAUCAAUGAAUGUGCAUCCAACCCCUGCAAGAAUGGUGGAACCUGUUUGGAUGGUGAAGAUGGUUUCUCUUGCCUUUGCCCUGAGGGUUUCCAUGAUCCACAUUGCUAUUCGGAGGUGGACGAGUGCAGCAGCAGUCCCUGUGUGCAUGGCGCAUGCCGUGAUGAUAUCAACGGUUACCGGUGUGAAUGUGAGCCGGGCUGGGCUGGCACCAACUGUGAUGUGAACCGCAAUGAAUGCGAAUCCAAUCCAUGCCAACAUGGGGGCACCUGCACAGACUAUGUCAAUGGCUACCGCUGCAAAUGCAAAGAAGGCUUCCAGGGAACCUACUGCCAGACCAAUGUAAAUGACUGCGCCUCCAGCCCCUGCCUCAACAAGGGUACCUGCAUUGAUGGGAUUGCUAGCUAUGAAUGCCUCUGUGACUUGCCUUACACUGGCCGUAACUGUGAGACUGUGUUGGCCCCCUGCUCUUCCAAUCCAUGUGAGAACAAUGGUGUCUGCGAUCACACACCAGACUAUGAGGGGUUUACCUGUGGCUGUGCACCAGGCUGGCAAGGACAGCAAUGCCACAUUGACAUUAAUGAGUGUGAUCAGAACCCAUGUCGAAACAGGGGUACCUGCACCAACACACUUGGCAGCUACCGAUGUGCCUGCCGCCCUGGCUACACCGGCACCAACUGUGAGCUGGAUAUUGAUGACUGCACACCUAAUCCUUGCCUGAACGGUGGCUCCUGCCAGGAUGGUAUCAGUUCUUUUACAUGUACCUGCCUGGCUGGCUUCACAGGAGUACGCUGUGCAACCGAGACCAAUGAAUGCUUUAGCAAUCCAUGCCGCAAUGGGGCCACCUGCACAGACUACGUCAACAGUUACACUUGCUCUUGUGCACCAGGAUGGACUGGUCUUCACUGUGAGCAUAAUGUACAGGAAUGCACAGAUAGCUCCUGCUUCAAUGGUGGAACCUGCCUGGAUGGAGUGAAUUCAUAUACGUGUCACUGUCGAGCUGGCUUCACAGGCUCCCACUGCCAGCAUGAGAUUAAUGAGUGCCAGUCACAGCCCUGCCUCAAUGGCGGUGUGUGUCAGGAUGGUGUGCAGUCCUAUCGCUGUACCUGCCCACAGGGUUACACAGGGGCUCAAUGCCAGACCCUGCUGGAUUUGUGCAGUCGCUCUCCAUGUCAGAACGGUGGCCGCUGUGUGCAGACAGGGACUACUGUAUCUUGUGAUUGUCCUGGAGGCUGGACUGGUCGUUACUGUGACAUACCCAAUGUUUCCUGUGAAGUUGUGGCCAGGAACAGAGGUGUAACCAAGGAGCAAGUGUGUCAUUAUGGUGGCCGUUGUGUGGAUGCUGGAAAUACCCACUACUGCAUUUGCAAGAAAAGCUACACAGGCAGUUACUGUGAAAGUGAAGUCAACCACUGCCAGCACAGCCUGUGCCGAAAUGGGGGCACUUGUCGCAGUUUUGUGGGAGGCUACAUCUGUGAGUGUCCGCUAGGCUUUGAAGGGAAGAACUGUGAAUAUAACAUUGAUGAGUGUCAGUCACAUCCUUGUCAGAACGGAGGGACUUGCAUUGACCUUGUGGGUCACUACAUUUGUUCCUGUCCACCAGGAACUCUGGGUGUCUUGUGUGAAAUCAAUGAGGACGAUUGUGCUAUGAAUCCUGGCAGUCGCAUCCCCAAGUGCCUCAAUAAUGGGACCUGUGUGGACAGAGUGGGUGGCUACCGAUGCAGCUGCCCACCAGGCUUUACGGGUGAGCGUUGUGAGGGGGACAUAAAUGAGUGCCAGUCCAACCACUGCCACCCACGCAACACACUGGACUGCGUUCAGGAAGCCAGUGACUACCACUGUAUUUGCAAGCCCGGCUAUACUGGCCGACACUGCAAGAAUAUUGUGAAUGCCUGUGAGUCUCAGCUUUGCCAAAAUGGUGGACAGUGCAAGCUGGCAGUAAACCUGCCUCUAGGAUAUACCUGCCACUGCCCCCGGGGCUACUCGGGCUUAAACUGUGAGCGCAGUGUCCUGUCCUGCCGGGAACUCCUCUGCUUAAACGGUGGCACCUGCCGGACCUCAGUCCUGGGUGCUCGCUGCUACUGCCCUCCCGGGUGGGCUGGACCUGACUGCCGCUUGCGUGCCAAUAGUAGCUGUGCAAACCUGCCCUGUCACAAUGGGGGUGCCUGCCAUGAGAUUUCUACUCCUCCUUAUUUCCAGUGCCUUUGUCUCGGGGACUUCUCAGGCCCACGCUGCCAGACUCCACGGUACAUGCGUCCCCCUCCGGCCCCCGAAGUCCGUUGUCCACUGGAAGAGUGUGCUGCCAAGGCUGGAGACUCCUACUGUGACAAGAUGUGUAACACCCCAAUCUGUCACUGGGAUGGGGGUGACUGUUCCCUGUUGGUGGAUGACCCUUGGAAGCAAUGCGAGAACCCACAGUGUUGGGAGUACUUCAACAACAGCCAGUGUGAUGAGUUAUGCAACACUGUUGAGUGCCUUUAUGAUAACUUUGACUGCAAAAACCGAGAGCGUACCUGCAACCCUGUUUAUGAAAAAUAUUGUUCUGACCAUUUUGCUGAUGGACGCUGUGACCAGGGUUGUAACAAUGAAGAAUGUGGCUGGGAUGGUCUUGAUUGCGCCCGAGAGGUGCCUGAGCAUUUGGCCAAUGGCGUUCUGGUCAUCACAGUGCUGCUUCAUCCUGACGAAUUGAUCCGCACAAGCACUGUCUUCCUCCAGAAGCUGAGUGCCAUCUUGCGAACUUCACUGCGCUUCCGCCUUGAUGAAAAUGGCAAUUACAUGAUCAAGCCAUACUAUGGUUCUGGUGGUCGACAUCGCAGGGAACUGGGUCAGGAGAUCAUUGGGUCUGAGGUUACUCUGGAGAUUGAUAACCGUCUCUGCUAUCAAGCAUCAGACAAGUGCUUCCCUGAUGCCCAAAGUGCUGCUGACUACCUUGCUGCUCUGUCAGCUGUAGAGCGCCUUGAGUUCCCAUACCCCCUCAAGGCUGUAAAAGGUGUAAAGGUGGAAGUUCCGAUUGACCCACUCAAGCUGCUGCCAUUGCUUGUGGUAGCAGCCCUGAUCCUCCUAGUGAUUCUGGUGUUGGGCGUGCUGGUAGCACGACGCAAAAGAGAGCAUAGCACCCUCUGGUUUCCUGAAGGCUUCAGCUUGAAGAAGGAGAAUAGCAACAAGAACCGGCGUGAGCCUGUGGGCCAGGAUGCCCUUGGCAUGAAGAAUAUUGGCAAAGGGGAGAGCCUCAUACCAGACAGCUCAGAAGACUGGUUGGAAGCAGAAUGCCCAGAGGCCAAGAGACUAAAGUUACAGAACUGUGCUCUUUCCUGCCAGGUGGAGGAGCCAGCUAUAGACUGUGAAGACCCUGUGGACUGCCGCCAAUGGACACAGCACCAUUUGGUAGCAGCAGACAUCCGCAUGCCCCCUUCUAUGGCCCUUACGCCACCCCAGGGUGAAUUUGACACUGACUGUAUGGAUGUCAACGUUCGUGGACCAGAUGGUUUCACGCCACUUAUGCUGGCCUCCUUCUGUGGUGGAGGCAUGGAGACAGAUCUGGCUGAGGAAGAGGAGGCAGAUGAUUCUUCAGCCAACAUAAUCUCAGACCUAAUAUGCCAGGGGGCUAACCUAAGUGCCCAGACAGACCGCACUGGCGAGACUGCAUUGCACUUGGCUGCCAGAUAUGCCAGGGCUGAUGCUGCCAAACGUUUGCUGGAUGCUGGUGCAGACACCAAUGCACAGGACAACACAGGGCGAACACCACUUCAUGCCGCUGUGACUGCUGAUGCCCAGGGAGUCUUUCAGAUCCUAAUCCGAAAUCGAUCUACAGAUUUGGAUGCCCGAAUGGGGGAUGGCUCGACGGCACUGAUACUGGCAGCCAGGCUGGCUGUGGAGGGCAUGGUGGAGGAACUGAUUGCUUGUCAUGCUGAUGUCAACGCUGUGGAUGAGUUGGGUAAAUCAGCCCUGCAUUGGGCAGCAGCUGUCAACAAUGUAGAGGCCACAAUUGCACUGCUGAAGAAUGGUGCUAACAAGGACAUGCAAGAUAGCAAGGAGGAGACGCCCCUGUUUUUGGCAGCCCGGGAGGGCAGUUUUGAGGCAGCCAAAAUCCUGCUGGACCACUUCGCUAACCGUGAGAUCACAGACCAUAUGGAUCGGCUGCCGCGUGAUGUGGCUCAGGAGCGCCUGCACCACGACAUUGUCCGGCUUUUGGAUGACUACAACACUGUGCGCAGCCCACAAGGGGGGCUACCUGCUGGUCAUUCCCUUUCCCCACUCAUGUGCCCCCCUAACAGCUACUUACCCAGCCUCAAGCCCACUCCACAGGGCAAGAAGAGCCGACGGCCUAGUGCCAAGAAUGUGGCUGCAGGCAGCAGUGCCAGCCUGGCCCGGGAGAGCAAAGAGGCCAAAGCACGUGCCAAGAAGCUCAACCUGGAGUGCCAAGGUACUCUCCUGGAAAGUUCUGUCACCCUGUCUCCUGUUGACUCGCUGGACUCCCCCUAUGUGCCCAACCCUGCUUCGCCAGGGGUUUUUCAUGCAGCUAGUGCCUCGCUGUCAGUCCCCUCCACUCCCAUGGUCCAUGGCAUGAUGGAAGCCCCUUUUGCUGUCAGCUUAGCACGCCUCAGUGACCUAGGGGACGGUACCCUUCUCUCCAUGAACCGCCUCUCAGUGCCACCUGGCCGCAUGGGGCUCAGUCUGGGCAUGGUGAGCCCUGUGGCCAUGCCUUUUGAUUGGCAUGCCCGUGUCCCUACUUCCCAGUGCCAGCCAAUCAUAGGAGUUGUGCACCCGGCUGCCUCCCAUCCUAAUCUACACCAGCCUGGCCAAGCUUUCCCACCUGGGCUGCUUCUGCCUAACCACAUGGCCAUGGGUCACAGUUCACAGGGGCUGCCCAACCCAGCUCCGGCACAGACCAAGGAGGCGGCCCAACCCAUGCCCCCGCCAGCAACCACCAUGCGCGUCAACCAGCCGGUCUCACCCCAGGAGGGCCAGGGCCAAGGGGUGCCGCGUGCAGGGCCCCCGCAGUACUUAAAGUCAGCAGGAGUGGAGGAUUACCCAACACCUCCCUCUCAACACAGUUACACACAGGGUCAGGAUGCGACACCCAAGCACUUCCUCCACCCCACAAGUGAGCACCCUUACCUGACCCCCUCCCCAGAGUCCCCGGAGCAGUGGAAUAGUCCUUCUCCACACUCCUUGUCCGAUUGGUCUGAAUCCACACCCAGCCCCACUGUUUUGGGCCCAAGCCACACCCAGCUUCCUUCAGCAGAGCCAUCUACUAAAAUGCAGGUGUUUGCAUGAGGAGCUAAACUGUGUAAAAAUACAUAAAUCCCAGAGGCCUGUGUCCCACUGUGGCCCCCAUUGGGGCCUAUGCUUGCCACUGGGAUCCGGUUGUUUCCCCUAAUUGUGUUUUUAUAAGAAAAAACUCAAGUGUAAAAAAGUUUUUUAAAAAAACAUGCCUGAUCUGGGAGAGUUGAGGCAUGGCCUCCUCCUUCCUUCACUGCCACAGAGCCCAGGCUGGCCUAUGCCCUCCCUCGUUGCUGUGUCAACCUGAUUUCUGGGGAGGUUUUUUUAAAAAAACAUUGAUCCCUUUUUUUUUGUAUAAACCCAGCAUUUUACUCUAAAUGCUUUUAUUUUUACUGUGUAUUCAUUGUCAGUCCCUGUUGUGUCGCUCUUCUUCCUGUGGGCCUUCGGAUGUGAGGGAUGGAGAGGAAACUAGGCGCCCUCCCUCCCCCUCUGUGUGGCACUGUUUGUCGGGUUGAGCACCCAUCUCCCUCCCCACCAUGUUGGGGUGGGAUUUUGCUCACUGUAUUUGUGUACUGGGUACACAGCAUUAGCCCAGAUUGGCAUUGCCACACAGAGGGUUGAGUUCCAAUCCUGCCUGUGUUGUGCAGGUAAUUAAGCCCCACCACAACCCCACCCUUAAACUUGGCACUUCAUCACAUUCCAGGUUAAUUUAUUCAUCUGAAAUUCAGAAGCAUUUCUUCAGCAUAUUCCCCUCCCUGCCCCUGCCCCCAAAUCCCCGCAUUGUUUUGGGUAACACUAGCCAUGAUCUUGGGGGGUUUCCCAGUUUCCAGAAUAUUCUGAGCCACUCUGUGUUGUUAUGCCUGGCCCUUAUUGACAUCCCCUCUACUGCCUUGUCUGGAGCUGCCUUCAGCCUACGAUUCCCUGUUGGCAAAAUAUGGUACUGUGGGACCUUGGGGCAGCCACAGACACCAUAGGUUUCACUUUGGGCGCAUACAAGGUACUGAGAUAGUAUUAAAAUACUUGUCUCGUUUCUCCCGAAGACUUUUGGUCUAGCAGUCAACUACCUACUUUCCUCUUUGCUCCCUGUCUCUUUGCACCCUGUACAUUCCAGCUGUUCCUGGCUGUAAAUACUGCCAGUGGGAGCAGUGGCCACGCAGGACCCCGUCCGGUUGUGGUCGCUGCUCUCCCCUCCCUUCCCGUGCUAUGUAGCAUAGUGGGGGAAUGGCCCUGCCAGUCUCCCCUCUGCCAUAGAAGGGCCAUUUCUAGCUCAUUUUUUAAAAACCUUUUUUUUAAAAAAAAUCCAGUGUAAACCAAGUAGCUUUAAAGCAGCUGGGUGCUUUGUGUACAGAGCGGCUUGAGCCGCGGCAUAAUAAACAUAUAGCUUAUAAGGAAA
Molecule: messenger RNA, 8738 nt
Organism: Anolis carolinensis (green anole)
Lineage: Eukaryota; Metazoa; Chordata; Lepidosauria; Squamata; Anolidae
Gene: notch3
Product: notch receptor 3
Exons: 34
Coding region: 197-7399 (2400 amino acids)
Biological process (GO): regulation of developmental process; cell differentiation; axon guidance
Cellular component (GO): signaling receptor complex; cell surface; plasma membrane
Molecular function (GO): signaling receptor activity; calcium ion binding; protein binding
Source: RefSeq, a predicted model, not a curated record